AUGGGGCAGCCCCGGGCCAACACCAGACAAAGCCCACUGCCGGUCAGUCAGAGGAUCAUCCAAUCACAGCACAAAGCAAGGCAGACCAGGAGUGCUGGGAGCUGCUCCAGUUAUGAUACAAGCUCCUGGGUUGAGAAAGGCUCUAGUAAACCUGAUAAAGGGAAGAAAACACCGAACAAGGUCACAUCUUCUUCUUCCAAGAGUACAGGAGACAUAAGCCACAAGAGUUCCAGUUCUAAUGGUCGACAGCAAUAUCGUUACUUCACCAAGGAUGGCAUGUGUCGCGGCUCGUCAUACAGCUCCAAGAACGAGAUGUGUGACCUGAUCGGCACCCUGGUGGAUCUGAAGUACAGCUGGAUCUUCAGGUUGUUGUUGAGGCCUACCUCUUCCCAGAGUCCAGCAGGGCUAGGGGACACCAAGGACACGUCCUUCUGUAAUGUGACCGAGGACAUCUCUGUGGCUGACCCCAGGAAAGAGUGUGGGACGCGGGCUAAGCUGCCCAGGAUAAUCGGGGGAGUGGAGGCUACCUUGGGAAGGUGGCCCUGGCAAGUCAGUCUCUACUACAGCAACCGACACACCUGUGGAGGCACCAUCAUCACCAGCCAAUGGGUGGUCACCGCAGCCCACUGUGUGCACAAUUAUAGGCUGCCACAGGUGUCCAGUUGGGUGGUCUACGCUGGUAUUGUCACACGCAGUUCAGCUAAAAUGGCUCAGUACACUGGAUAUGCAGUGGAAAAGAUUAUCUACAACAAGAAAUACAACCCCAGGAGCCACGACAAUGACAUUGCUCUGAUGAAACUGCUGACCCCACUGAAUUUCUCAGAUACCAUCAGGCCUAUCUGUCUGCCACAGUACGAGCAUGAUCUACCAGGAGGAACACAGUGCUGGAUCUCUGGCUGGGGCUACACUCAACCAGAUGAGGUUCUCAUCCCUGCCACGCUAAAAGAAGCUCCAGUUCCACUGAUAAGCACCAAGAAAUGCAACAGUUCCUGCAUGUACAAUGGAGAGGUCACCCCACGCAUGCUCUGUGCUGGAUACACCGAGGGCAAAGUGGACGCAUGUCAGGGGGACAGUGGGGGUCCGCUAGUCUGUCAAAUUGACAACGUGUGGAGACUGGUGGGCGUGGUGAGCUGGGGUACAGGCUGCGCUGAGCCCAACCACCCCGGAGUCUACACCAAGGUGGCCGAGUUUCUCGGCUGGAUCUACGACAUGAUUGAGAGCUACUGA
Molecule: messenger RNA, 1227 nt
Organism: Salvelinus namaycush (lake trout)
Lineage: Eukaryota; Metazoa; Chordata; Actinopteri; Salmoniformes; Salmonidae
Product: transmembrane protease serine 5-like
Exons: 8
Coding region: 1-1227 (408 amino acids)
Biological process (GO): proteolysis
Molecular function (GO): serine-type endopeptidase activity
Source: RefSeq, a predicted model, not a curated record